Messenger RNA from Micropterus dolomieu (smallmouth bass), 2944 nucleotides. It is a transcript of the gene atxn3, whose product is annotated as ataxin 3. The coding region runs from base 408 to 1445 and encodes 345 amino acids. Gene Ontology annotation, cellular component: nucleus. The transcript is spliced from 11 exons. Gene Ontology annotation, biological process: protein deubiquitination. NCBI's taxonomy places the organism in Eukaryota, Metazoa, Chordata, Actinopteri, Centrarchiformes, Centrarchidae. Gene Ontology annotation, molecular function: cysteine-type deubiquitinase activity. The record is from RefSeq and is a predicted model, not a curated record.
CCCAAAAAGGACACAUAUUUGAAAAAUGUAUCCUUCUUUGUAAUAGUUGCCUGCCUUUUGUCAAAGUAAGCAUUUUGUAAACAAGAAAAUCUGCUAGACUCGCCCUCUGGUGGUAGCCUACAAGUUCUGCAUACAUGAUUUGACAGUUGUGUUUUGAGUCCAUGGAUGAUGUAAAAAUGUAAUGGUCUCUCUGUAUAGUAUUUACUUUGCUCUGUGGAUGCCACACUGCCACUACAAUGAUGUCGUUGGUAUUAAAUGUAUCAAUCCGCCAGUGGAGAUUUUAGUGUAGGUGGUGCUGGAGGAGGAACCCAGCCGCUAGAGGCCGCUGGUCGGGUUUUGCCUUUCUUUCCCCGGUGUUGAAUGCAGCGGGGCUGGAGGUCAGAGUUGAAUGUUUGACAGAGCUGAAUAUGGAUUCCAUAUUUCAUGAGAAACAAGAGGGCUCUCUUUGCGCCCAGCACUGUCUCAACAACCUUCUGCAGGGUGAGUAUUUCACUCCUGUAGAUUUGUCCUCCAUUGCUCAUCAGCUUGAUGAAGAGGAGAGAAUGAGGAUGGCUGAGGGAGGUAUGGCCAGUGAGGAGUAUAGGACCUUCUUACAGCAACCUUCUGGGAACAUGGAUGACAGCGGAUUCUUUUCAAUACAAGUAAUUAGCAAUGCUCUGAGAGUGUGGGGCUUGGAGCUAAUCCUCUUCAACAGCCGGGAAUACCAGAGCCUGAUGAUUAAUCCAAUAAAUGAGAAAGCCUUCAUUUGCAACUACAAGGAGCACUGGUUUACUAUACGCAAACUUGGACAACAGUGGUUUAACCUGAAUUCCCUAUUGACUGGACCAGAGUUGAUAUCAGAUACCUAUCUAGCCCUUUUCCUUGCGCAGUUACAACAAGAAGGUUAUUCCAUAUUUGUGAUCCGAGGAAACCUCCCUGAGUGUGAAGCAGAGCAGAUCCUUGGGAUCAUGAGAGUGCACCAGCAGCAGCGGCCAAGGCUUAUUGGAGAGGAUGAAGCCCAGACAAGUGCAGGCAGGUCAGCAGCUCUGAAUCAAACCGAGAUCGGCUUUGGUGUGGAGGAUGAGGUUGUGGAUGAUGAUGAAGAGCUGAAGAGAGCUCUGGCACUCAGCAGACAGGACAUAGAUGUUGAAGAUGAAGAAGCUGAUCUUCGCAGGGCCAUACAGCUCAGCAUGCAAGGAGCAGUGAUGAGCAACAAGUCCUCAGAGUCUGAAAUGGGAAAUGUGAAAUCAGGGAGCCAGGUAGCAGGGACUGCUGCAGGAGGACAAAAAGAAGGCCAGAGUGACGCACUCACAGCCGAGGAACUGCGAAAGAGGAGACAAGCCUAUUUUGAUCGGCAGCACCAACAAGCUCACCCGAACAUUCCUCAACAACCAGACACAAAAUCAACAGGUGGCUCAGUUAACACCGGCUCUGAAGAGGACCAACAACAGAAGCACAGCCAGUGAAGAAGGUGUGAAAGGUGUGCCUAUGCUGUUUACCAGCUACCUGGAUUGGGAACCCCAUACAGGGGGGUAGCUUUGCUCCUUCCUCUUAACCUUUUGCACAUGCGAACAUAAGGACAGUCAGAAGGCUGACACGUUUCCCCUAGUUAGUUCGCUGACAGGCUAUAGGGAAGAGAACAACGACAAAGAAAAGUAGCAGUUAGUCUAAUCUAACUCACUGAGGCUGGGAAAAGGGUGACCACAGAGCUCAUGAUGCAGUUAAUCCAAGUUUGCAAUUGCCUUUUUACCAUGGCGCCUUCUAUUUCUAUUAUAUACUGUUUUUUAUUCUAAUUUUUCCUCUGGAAAAGAUUGAAAGGAAUUUUCAGCAUACAAACAGUGUGUUUACUUGAGUGGGGGUGAAUACUUCCAGAGAUGGGUGUUCUGUGAAAGCCAUAGGAGACCAAUGUUAAGACCACAUUUAAAAGUUUGAUAGCUAAUGACAGAGCCUCCUUCCUUUAUAUUGGAUUUGCAUUUGUAGGACAUAAUAUGUGAUUGCAACGCCUGCCCCACAAGAACACCAUUGCAGUUUUAAAAUCAUUUCUUGUUGCAAUGUACUGAAAUAUCCUUUAGCCAGCAGCACUAACAUGUGUGGGUCAUUUAUUCCUGACAUCAUCAAUCAUUUUACUUAUGAAUGUCUAAGGGUGAACUCCCUAACUAUUUAGACAACAACAUUAAUUUAAUGUUGUGGCUUUUUACCUUUUAAGCGUAUAAGUAGGCAUAAUGAAUAAUGUAAGAUCACAUAGCCCACAAACGCUUUAAUUGUGUUUUGUCCAUUUUUGAAGGACAGGAAACUAAAUAAUUCUAUAGAGCUAUUGGCUGAGACUAAGAUACUUUUGACUGAUGCAUAGUUUUCAUAUCCUGUCCGGGAAAAGUUGACAUGUAAUGGGGAACAAAGAAGCAAUCUGUUAACACCAUGAAAGUGCAGCUGAUAGAUAGAAUACAUUGUUCAUUUUUCCAGCACAGUGUGAUCACCUAAAACCAAACAAACAGUCUUACAUGUCCAACCAGCCUACAUUGUAUAUGACUUCAUCUCUUGUUUCUCUUCAUCAGUAUUUGUCAUUCACCGUUAAGGGAACUAAUUAUAAAGAAAAUUUUGUUGUUGAUUUUUUUUCUUCCUUUAAUGCAACUUCACAAAUUGUUGAUAGUUUUACUCUCAUGUAUUAUAGCCCCUGAAAUACAUGUUUAAUUGCACUGAUUUGACUCAUCCUGUAUUCCAACAAUACUUAGACCAAUGUUGUUACAAAUUAGUCGUUGGCUGAUUGAUGGCCUUUGGAAAUAACAGUAAAAUAGUGACAAUGACGGGUGACUGUUAUUUAACCUCAUAAUUUGUAUAAUUUUAAAUCCAAAGAGAAACAAAAUAUCACAAAUGUGUCACUGUGCAUACACUUUGAAGUGUUUGUGUGUGUGUGUGUGUGUAUGUGUGUGUGUGUGUGUGUGUGUGUAUAUAUAUAUAUAUAUAUAUA